Patiria miniata (bat star) is the source of this 6958-nucleotide messenger RNA. RefSeq names its product calcium/calmodulin-dependent protein kinase type II delta chain-like. Gene Ontology annotation, biological process: protein phosphorylation. The coding region runs from base 109 to 1602 and encodes 497 amino acids. NCBI's taxonomy places the organism in Eukaryota, Metazoa, Echinodermata, Asteroidea, Valvatida, Asterinidae. Gene Ontology annotation, cellular component: neuron projection; cytoplasm. The transcript is spliced from 19 exons. The record is from RefSeq and is a predicted model, not a curated record. Gene Ontology annotation, molecular function: ATP binding; calcium/calmodulin-dependent protein kinase activity; calmodulin binding.
GCAAGUGUACACGGUACGCACACGUACAGUGCAGUUACAUGCAAAAUAUACGUACAGAACCUGCAUGCAGUGAAGGUACGGUAGAAAAAUCAUCACUCAUUUUCCAAAAUGGCGACGAUGCCGCAUCAGCAGGAAGUUUGCACACGAUUUUCAGACGAAUAUGAUCUGAAAGAUGAGCUCGGAAAGGGUGCGUUUAGUGUUGUAAAACGGUGCCUAAGAAAAAAGACCAACCAGGAAUUUGCGGCGAAAAUUAUCAACACAAAGAAAUUAUCACAAAGAGAUUUGCAGAAAUUAGAAAGAGAGGCUCGGAUAUGUCGCAAACUGAAGCACCCAAACAUAGUUCGCCUGCACGACAGCAUUCCCGAAGAAAAUUUUCAUUACCUAGUAUUUGACUUAGUUACUGGGGGUGAACUGUUUGAGGACAUUGUUGCCAGAGAAUACUACAGUGAAGCAGAUGCCAGCCACUGCAUCCAACAGAUCUUAGAGAGUGUGGAACAUUGCCAUAGAAAUAGUGUAGUACACCGAGACUUGAAGCCUGAAAACCUACUACUAGCAAGCAAACUAAAAGGUGCUGCUGUCAAGCUUGCCGAUUUUGGUCUUGCUAUCGAGUUGCAAGGGGAUCAACCGGCAUGGUUUGGUUUUGCUGGAACACCGGGUUACCUGUCACCGGAGGUUCUGAAGAAGGAUCCAUACGGAAGGGCUGUGGACAUCUGGGCAUGCGGUGUGAUUCUGUACAUCUUACUGGUCGGGUACCCUCCCUUCUGGGAUGAAGACCAACACAGAUUGUACUCGCAAAUCAAGGCUGGAUCCUAUGAUUACCCUUCACCAGAGUGGGACACCGUCACGACUGAAGCCAAGCAACUCAUUGACAGCAUGCUAACGGUCAACCCCACUAAGCGGAUAACGGCUAACGAAGCACUCAAACAUGCCUGGAUAAGCAAUUCAGAGCAUGUGGCAUCAGGGAUGCACAGACAGGAAACCGUCGACUGCUUGAAGAAAUUCAAUGCUCGACGCAAACUCAAGGGAGCUAUUUUGACAACUAUGCUCGCUACCAGGAACUUCUCCAAAUGGUCCAGCUCUCCGCAAACGAAAUCAGGGGAAAGUACGGAAAAGGCAGGUGGAAAGACAAUGGUCAAGAAGGACAAUGACAUCAAGGAGUCGCAAGAAAGCAGCGUGGUUGAAGAUGAUGAUGUCAAAGCACGUAAGAUGGAGGUGAUCAAGGUGACGGAGGCUCUCAUAGAUGUCAUCAACAACGGAGACUUUGAAGGAUACACAAAACUGUGUGAUCCGCACAUGACCUGCUUUGAGCCUGAAGCGUUCGGCAAUUUAGUGGAAGGCAUGGAUUUCCACAGGUUCUACUUUGACAACGUACUGUCGAAGAACAACAGAGCGCGCAACACUACCAUCCUCCACCCUCACGUUCAUCUGAUUGGCGACGACGCAGCCUGCAUUGCCUAUGUCCGCCUCACCCAGUACAUAGACCGGAACGGCUUACCUGUAACAGCCCAGUCGGAGGAGACGAGAGUUUGGCAACGCAGGGACAACAAGUGGACUAGCAUUCACUUUCACCGAUCUGGAUCUCCGAGUGCCCCCUCCAAAUAGCCACACACCCAGAAAAGUUUCUUCUUACCACCACCCAACCGUGUCCCCUGAUCCACCUGUUGAACGAGCGCAUCCCUUUAAAACAAAGUAGAUGUGUUCUUUGGUACAGUCACAGGGUCGGUUCUUUAAAGGGGUUUUUGCCAGAGGGAAGAGAGGUUUUCUCAAUUGGGAGAAGGAAAAAAAUGCAAAAACCUAGCCAAGCCAUUGCAUUAUUGAGAUCCAAUCUCAUUAUUGUGUAAUCUUCAAAGCAAUGGCUUUCGUUUUUGUCUUUUGUGUCGGAUUCAGUCAGAGUAUCGUCUUGGCAUUUUGAGCCAAAACUGAGGAUGACUGACUGGUUGAUAGUGAAUUUUUUUCAGUUUCUCGGAGAUUGUUUGGAGGAGUUGGAUCAGUGGAUGAAGCCCUUGGGCUGAAUAUCCAAAAGGAUAUUACAUUUUGGACAGGAAAAGUUUUGGAUAAGUUUUGAAAGCCUUGGGCGGAAUCAAAACGAAUGGUGUCACUUUUUGAAAGGAAGAGAUGUAUCAGUGCUGACUAAAAGUAGCCUGAAGCGAAGCUGAGAGUCUGUUUUUCCGCGUGUUUAAUCUUUGAGAUCUUGAAGUGGCAAUUUUUCCGGGGGGCUAGGUAGGUUUGUGUUUACCAAUUUUUUUAAUCCUGUCGUGUCUGUCAUAGUAUGUUUACAGCCCACUUAUGAGGCUUAAAUUGAGAAUAAGUAGAGAUGCUUGAAACUAUUUUUUUUAGUUACGUAUUUAGUUAUCCUCAUGAUCAUUGCCCGUCUUUCCGUAUUUUCCUGGCGCUCUUCGGCACUUUUCUUGUUUAGUGAUCCUUAAUCAUCUCAAUCCCUCAAUUGUACCAUCUCGUUCCUUCGUGUUUUCCAUACCUACAUUAUAUUCAAAUAUCUUCAUUUUUUGUAAUUUUUUGAUUUUUUUUCUGGUUUGAAUUUUUUUUUUUGUAAGCCCAGUGAACCCCGUUGUUUUGCAGAGUCCUACCAGUGCCGUACCUAAUCUAACCUGUCUUGGUUUGCUUUCCAGUAGUUGAAAACCCGUCCUGUGUUGGUUGUAUUUAUUCCUACCUGUUUGAAGGUUUUCCAAGCCCGCCCUAUAUUUAGCAUUGCCAUAGUGUAUGGAAAUACCCAAACGCCACAUUGUGUUUGCCCCUUAACAAGUUGGGAGCCAUCUCGACGUUUCUAACAAAAAGAUAUUUUCCCAUAACUUCAUCAAUGCACCAUAUGCAACUGUAGUUUGUGGUAUCAUCGUUGCUUUGUUCUUUUUGUUUUUGUCAGAAGAGGAGUAUAGUCGUUGGUUAUAUUGGAUAUCAGGUCAUGCCUUUGAAGUUUCUGCUUGUAAUUUAAAUCACUGUAAUACAGCUGUAAUUGUGUAGGUUAGCAGACAAAUUUCCAAUAUCAGGUGGCUUGACAUAGAUUUUGGCCACUAGGCGCCUAUUUGUAUAUUUGUUGAGCUGUAUUAUGCAAAAAAAAAACACGAGUGGACAUUUAUCAUACCAAUGUAAGAUUUUUCGAUUAAGACGAUUGAAAUUAGAGAGAUCGCUUUUGUGAUGAGGGGUUGUCGUUUCAAUUUACCUUUUAUUUGUACAUUUUUGCUGCGUGUAAUGAAAUGGGAUUUGGUUUUUCUUUGUGUUUUCAAUUUUUUUUUUUUUUACUUGGUAGACUUCUUGUUGCAGUGCCUGUGUAUGGAAUCAAAAGAAGCAAGUUUUAGGUGCGGAACAGUUGAAGAAAAGGACAGAAGCGAUAAAAGUUUCUGGUCAAAAGACGGAAGGGCAUGUUACGGUGAUUUUGAUUGAUUCUUUGAAGAAGGAGCUAUAGAGAAAAGUACAUGCUUUUAUGUACAGUUUAAGAUAAAUUUGAUAUAUUUAAUAAUGGCGUAUAUAUGUAAAGAGGUCAGAUCGGGGUACUAAUUAGUAACCUAGAAAGCUACACAGCAAAGCUGAACUGAAAUUUUUGAAAGGAAAUUAGCGGUAGACUUUCGUCUUCUUAUUUUGAUGUUCUUGUGUCAGUUUAUUACCAAAAAAGAAAAGAAGUAAACUCUUCUCGGUGACAAAUAACUCAUAUUUACGAUUGUUACUAGGAGUGUAUCAUAAACUUUUUCUUGUCCAGUAGUGAGCAGGGUUGUACCGUGUAAUUAAUUGUUAUAUUGGUGAUAUAAUAACUCAAACAUUUUGUUCGAAUAUCUUUUCUUUUCCCUUGGUGAAUAUGACAUGUAUUGCUUGAAAGGGCGGAGAAAUCCCCUCUCGGGGUAUUUUUAUAUGCAGAAUUUGUGGGAGGCCCUUGCUCUUCGGGUGAGUGAGAGGUAGUUGAAGAGACGGGUGCAAUUCUUGAACGAUCAUGUAGGUCUAAAGAUUAUAGGUUUCCUCACCACUUUGUGUCGAAACUUAAAUCAUUUGUUGCGAAUCUCCUAAGAUUACUUGAAACUGUCAACCCGUGCGCCAUAAUUAAGUAGCCUCUUACCUUUCAUGUUUCAAAUUGCGUGUGGAUUGCAUGUAGGUAGCACAAGCCGCUAUUUGCACUACUGACACUCAUCCUGGAGAUUUAUUGGUCAUUUGUGAUUGCGGAUGUAGCUAGAUAAACGCUUCCACAUCAUCAGCUGCUCCGGUAUCGGACGUUAGCAAGGGCAAGCCGUACUUUGCACAAAUGAUAUAGUUUGUGCUCUACAACAUUGUCUUAGCACAGCCACAACCCCAGAACGCAAGCUGCCAAAGAAACCUGUCAAUCUUGCCCGGACUUUCCAAUUUUGGCAAAAGGUAGCUUUUCGCAAGCGACUGUUUUCUGUGGGAUAUUUUGGCCUUUCUUGAAAGCCUGCUACCUAUUUUGUAGAAGUCAAACUCUUGUGUAAGUCUUUAGUCUGCGUGUUGAAGAAUCAGAUUCCCUACUCUGUAUUCGUGAAGAUGUAAAAUUGUAUGAUACACUGCAGAAUUAACACUGAUGUAAUUUCUCUGCUAAUAUGCACACGUUGUGAAUUGAACGGCACCAGAAUAUCUCGUAAUUUUACUUGUUUUGCAGUUUUGCUUGACUUGAUCGUCCAGUCGAGGGGUUUAACGUGUAAAAACCUGCAUUCAGGAAAUAGUUGCCAUUAUUAGCAAAAGAUAUCAUUGCUCUGAAAUUUCCCCAAAACGAGAUAAAAUAUUGUCUUGUGUACGAAUAGCCGUUGAAUCAUGUGUUGAAAUUGUGACCACAUCAUGGAAGCAGAAUACCAAUUAAAGUGAAACGUAUUUGACAUGGAAUUACGUCACCAAUGACGUCACGUUUCACGUCAGCAUACGUUAACUUGUCAAGAGUUGAAUACUUGAUAAGUAACAUUAUCCGCAUAAUUAUGGUUUUGCAUUGGGUUAAAGUUUGAUCCUCAUUAAUUGCUUUGAAUGAAAUACCAAUUUAACCCAUUGUAUACUACAUGACAUAUGUGCCUUUUUCGCCCCUUCGUUGGUCUUGAAACGCAUUGCUGUUGACGGGAGUGUCUUCAGACUCAAAGCGAGAAACAAAUUUGGUCAUGGACAGAGGUGAAAUGUGCAUGAUGUUUAAGUUUGCAUUAGGGUUAAUAAGUUGUUCAUGGGACCAGUUAUCUGGAUUGGCGGUUUUUCUGGUUCAAACACAAUUGGUUUUUUUCACAUUAUUACCUGAGGGUAACAUUCAAGUUAAAUACAUGUUGAAAUUGGUCAACCCUUUACGGCACCAGCAUUUAGCAGUUUAGUAGUUCAGCUGACUUUAAUAGUUGAGUUUCCGAUCGCGAAUUGUGGCUUAAGUUCUUCUCUGAAAAAAAAGGUGGUAUUUUAUUUGUUGCCUAUAUUACUUUUCCCUCAAAAUAUCGGCCUAUUUUACUGCUUUAUUAACUGUGUAGUGUAUGCAUUUGCAGGGGCACAGAUUGGUGCGCUUAUGGCUCGCAUCUGUGUGACUAUAAAGUAUGUGUACAUUAGCUAGAAUUCUAUUUCACAAUUUAACUUUUUUCUCUAUUGGUUUAGAAGGCGUUUAAGGUAUAAAAUGUAAUAGUGCUAUUGAAGCAAUUAUAUAUAUUAUUGAUGUAACAUUUCUUAUAUCUCCAGGUCCUGUAGCUGUAAUUAUUUCUGGCAGGCGUAGAAAGGGUCUGCCAGGCACUUUUGAAUUUUAGUCAUUGUGGCUUUUACCACGUGCGUCGCAAAACAGCCACCACAGUGUUCGCUUCGUCUUUCCAACUUCGUUUGUAGACUGCAGGACCUGACUUGCUUGUGUUUUUUUUCCAUAUUCAUACAGUAAUUGUGUGGUCGGUUUAGUUCUACAUGUACCGUGGUGGCUGUCAUGCGCACGCACAUAUUAACACGAUCACAAAGUUGUCUCUGGAGGGCGCCCUAUCCUGUAUUUGAAACCGGUUUCAUAUAUCAAAUUAUCUGGUCGAAAAAGCAACACCACGAUGACAUAUUUUGAGGUCUUGCCUUGUACCUGUUUGUGAUUUGUUUAGCACCCUCCAGUGGCAGUACUUGUGUGGUGUACGUGAUCACGUUUUUCUCACUUCUCUCGUACCCAUCGCCAAAUAACCGCUGAUCUCCAUGUAACAAAUAUGCACAGCUAUUUGCCAUUCCGAGUGUACAAACAAGUGAAGCUACGCGCUGCUUCCCGAUCCUUCCAUUCGAAUGUGCGGAGGAAACCAGUAUCAACCGCUCCCAUCGUUCACAAUUAAAUAAGAUAUCUUUCUUUACAAAUCUAUUGUUCUUGGAGUGGUAAUACUGCGGACGGCGGCGUCAAUUUGAACAGCCAACGGGCUAUCCUGAUUUUUGUUACAUGGAGAUCUGUGCAACUAACUGUGACCACUGUUACCAGCUGAUCAUAACAAGAGCUCCCUCAUUUAUUAAGAAUGAAAGACUACGCAACGUGGCUGUCACGCUAAUGUGUAGACGUCACUGCUUAAGGUCAAUUUACCCAGAGGCCAUUGCCCAUUUGGUAGCAAGAUUCUGUUCAAAUUUGAUCAGCCGGUACCAGGGAUCUUGCUUGAUAUCGAUGGGUACCAGUGAAGCUCUCCUGAUGUCCAGUAGACCUUUCCUUGACGUCACCACGGUUUGGCAAUCAACAGGUUGGAAAGAAAGUUAUCGGAAAGCGAAUAACACAGUGCGAUUACGUAUAUGGUUAACGCUUCAAAGAAUGCUGACUUACUGUCAAUGUUUACCAACGAAAAGAAAGGUCUAUAGGAUUUCACUUUAUAUGCUAUUAUCGGUGUCAUUGUUUGUGUCAAACUUUAAAAAGGAAGGGUAAAAUUAAUCGUUGUUAACUUCCGAUAAAUAUAUCGAUUUAUUAUGAAAGUUGGGUGAGCGUUUAACAACAUACGAAAUUAAAAAAAAGAAAUAAUAAAAUACCUGUUGGAAGCAUGAUGAAUGUAUAGAAAAA